AACGCGCGGGAAAGAACCCAAACGCACAAAAAAGCUUUUCAAUGGAGAUUCUAAUAAAGAUCAUGCCUCACGCCGAUCGAUCAAAUCGCUUGUGCUUUUGUGAAAUUAGGGUUUCGCUCAUUCGAAUUGAAUCAAAAUUAAGAAGAAAAUGGUUUGGAAUUACCCAGAAAUCUCCAAGGAAGAUUUCGUAAAGCUAUUGAAAGGGUUUGUGGAUUUGCUAAUUUUAGCAUCUGGGUUUCAAUCUUCUGGUGUUCCUUCUCAUUGGGAUGCUGAGAAUUGCAAGAAAGCUCUUCAUUGGGGUCUCUUCUUCGAAAAUGUUGUAAGAAGCAUAACUAGUUCAGACCUGUUUGGGGAAUCUAUGAGUGAGCUUGACGAAGCUAUAUCGGAGAUGAAAGCUAACCCUUUGUUCCCAAAGGGUUUGGAGGACUUGUCAUCGGAUAGUCUUUUAAAGGGGAGAGAAUUUGUAUUAGAGCAUUUGAUGAAUAACUCGGGAUUAAAAGAUAAACAACUCCAAGCUGUUCUGGUUGCAGGGGUCGAAUUAGGCGAUGGUAUUACAGAUAUAAUUGAUGGGAAGCUUUGCAAGAGGCAAUCUGUUGUGUCUUGCGUAUCAGCACUUGAGAAUGGUUUGGAGAUCCUUUACAAAAAAAACAUUGAGGGAGAAGAGUCGUUACAGAGAGAAGACAAGGAUGAAACUUUGUUGGGCUCGGGACAACAGCCUAUUGAACUUUUGACAUGGAACAUCUGGCAAUCGAGAGGUGUAUCUUAUUUUCUUAGUAAGAGAACUUUAAGAUUGGUAUCUGGAGCAAGCUUGAUAUUUUCUGCACCAAAAGCUCAGUGGGCAGAAACGUUAAGAAGGCUGCGUGUGUCAUCCGAGAAUGAUGAUGUUGUAUUCAUCGAAAAGAUUGAGCUUUUGUUACUAGGAUGUGUAACAAGCAGGUGGACUUAUUUAAUCGAAGGUUUCAUGUCAGCUUCCUACAAAUCUGUCACUGUGUCAGAACAAUACGAGGAGUUAUGUAAGCUGCUUCUUCAAAGAUCUAAAAGUUUAAAACAGAACGAGAUUGUUUUGAAUUCAAAGGUUGAAGAGAUUCUCGAGUAUCUAACAGAAAUACUAGAGAGUCGUUUUCAUCACCUCUGGAAAUUGCCUUCUGCUUUUGCCGCAGCUGCAAUACCGUCAUGGUCACCUCUGUUUGGUCAGUAUUUUGGCGAAAUAGAGAAACAUCUGAAACUUGACCACUCAACAACAAGAUGUUGUAGCUGCGAAAAAGAGCACAAGGACUGUGAGCUCGUGGAAAGAGUUUGGUGCUUGUACGUAUUCCAUAUCUGCGGAAGCCACUAGAUAGAAUAACUAAUGGUCAUUGAUCAAUAAAAGAAGAUCAGUUUCGUUUCUUCUUGGUAAGACCACGUUGUUGAUGCAGAUGUUUUGUCACUAUGUCUUAUGGCUAUUUAUCUUGCGUUUGCGAUUACACGAAAGAACAAAAUCACGAUCGAUGCAAUAAAUAGCAUGAUGGAUAAGUAACAAGAAACCUCCAGAAAUGUAUUGUUUUCUGGUUCGAGAUAUUUCUUCCUUGCUUUUGUUUUGUUUCUUUUAGAUGUUUAAAAUUGAAUUCUCUUUUGUUUAAUUUUGUUAUCAGUCCUUGUCUUUUUGACUCGUGUAUCUUUGCUUUUACGUCAUGUAAACAAGAAAGCACUUAUUACGCGUAGGGUCUGUUUUUUAGGCAUAUAAUCUUUGUCUUUUUGGUAUAUCCUUGUAAGCAAUCAACGUCAAGAUCUAUGCUAACACGUCCUCGUUUAUGCAAUGGACGGUGUAUACUGAUCGGUUGAAAUUAGA
Messenger RNA from Camelina sativa (false flax), 1828 nucleotides. RefSeq lists its product as uncharacterized. Gene Ontology annotation, biological process: interstrand cross-link repair. Gene Ontology annotation, cellular component: Fanconi anaemia nuclear complex. NCBI's taxonomy places the organism in Eukaryota, Viridiplantae, Streptophyta, Magnoliopsida, Brassicales, Brassicaceae. The record is from RefSeq and is a predicted model, not a curated record.